GCUUCUGAGCAACUUCGCUGACGCCGUUGCGAGAGGUCUGGUCCAAAUGGCACCCAUCCUCUAUGUGGCUCCUUUCUUUCUCUUUCUGACUAAGCUCAGCAUCGGCCAGAGGGAAGUAACAGUUCAAAAAGGACCCCUGUAUAGAGCUGCGGGCUACCCGGUCAGCAUUGGCUGCAACGUAACUGGCCAUCAGGGACCUUCCCUGCAGCAUUUCCAGUGGUCUGUUUACCUGCCGAGCGCCCCAACCAGGGAAGUCCAGAUCAUUAGCACCAAGGAUGACACCUUCUCUUAUGCAAUGUAUGCGCAGCGGGUACAAAACAAGGACAUCUACGUGGAGAGAUUGCAGGACAACGCAGUCCUAUUGCACAUCUCAAAGCUCCAGAUGAAGGACGCUGGAGAGUAUGAGUGUCACACUCCCAACACGGAUGGGAAAUACUAUGGAAGUUACAGUGCAAAGACUAAGCUAACCGUCAUUCCAGAUACCCUCUCUGCCACCAUGAGUUCCCAGACUCUCAGUAAGGAAGAAGGUGAGCCAUUAGAACUUACCUGUGAGGCAUCCAAAGCCACAGCUCAACAUACUCAUCUGUCCAUCACCUGGUACCUGAUGCAGGAAGGAGGAGGGAGCCAAGCCACCAGCAUUAUUUCUCUCUCCAGAGAUUUUAUAUUGACCCCUGGGCCUUUUUAUGCAAAGAGGUUUGCAGCUGGUGAUGUGCGGUUUGACAAGCUUGGGGCUGCCACCUUUAGACUGUCCAUAGGCCGUCUCCAGCCCUCAGAUCAAGGCAAGCUGUUCUGUGAAGCAGCUGAGUGGAUCCAGGACCCAGAUGAAACCUGGACUUUCAUCACGAAAAAGGAGACAGAUCAAACAACUCUGAUGAUCCAGCCAGUGGGGAGAGAUUUUAAAGUCAGCAUUACAACUGAGAGCCCAUCUGCCAAAGGGAAGCCCUUGGAACUGGUCUGCCUGGUGGUGGGCAGUGGCCGGGACCCACAGCUCCAGGGCCUGUGGUUCCUCAAUGGGACUGAAAUUGCCAGCAUUGAUGCCAGUGGAGUCCUGGGCCUGAGGAUGGACUACAGAAACAGAGCAAGUCAAGGACAGCUCCAGGUUUCCAAGAUAAACCCUAAGGCUUUCUCUCUCAAGAUCUUCUCUGCGGGCCCAGAGGAUGAAGGCGACUACAGGUGCGCAGUAGCAGAGGUGGUGAGAACUCAGACGGGUUCCUGGCAGGUGCUUCAGAGGGAGCAGUCGCCAGUCAGCCACGUGCAGCUGAGGGAGCCAGCAGCAAGAAGUGUGGUUGUGUCUACCAGGCAGCAAGUCGUGUGGGAAGGAGAGGCGCUUGCCCUUCUCUGCAAGGCAGAUGGGGCCGAGAGUCCUCUGUCUGUGAGCUGGUGGCACAUGCCACAGGACCAGACCCAGUCCAAGUUUGUGGCUGGGAUGGGGCAGGACGGCACCGUGCAGUUGGGUGUCUCCUCUGGGGACUCCAGUUACCAUGGCAACGUAAGGCUGGAGAAGAUGGACUGGGCCACCUUCCAGCUGGAGAUCACCUCCAGCACUGUCGCAGACAGCGGUGUGUAUGAGUGCAGAGUGUCUGAGGGGACCAGGAACCGGGCCAGAGAUCAGCACUGGAAUCACAGGAUUUCAGUCACUGUCAAAUCUCUAAACUCAAGUUUACAAGUUAAUCUGAUGAGCCGUCAGCCACAAGUGAAGUUAGGAGGCACCUUCAACCUGUCCUGCCUAGUGGGAACUGGCUACUCUGACCUCAGGCUGCCUCUCACUGUGAGAUGGCAGUUCCAGCCAGAUAGGUCUCAAGUCUUUCAUCAGCUAAUUCUAGUUACCCAUGAUGGCAUUAUCAAAUGGGGAGAUUUCCUAUCCCAGUUCCAAAAGAAGACGAAGGUUUCACACUCUUCAUUUCGUUCUCAACUCCUAGUCCAUGAUGCCACUGAGGAAGAGACAGGAAGGUAUCAGUGUGAAGUGGAAGUUUAUGACAGAAAUUCCCUACACACAAAUAGCCCAGCCAGGGCUUCUGCUAUCUCUCACCCAUUGAGGAUAGAGGUCACUUUACCAGAGAGUGAGCUAAAAGUGAACUCAAGAAAUCAAGCCCAAGAGAUCUCCAUCAACUCCAACAUCAAUAUAGAAUGUAACAUCUUGUCUCAGACCAUUGGAAACCUUCAGUUAGCCAUUAAUUGGUAUUUUUCUCCCAUUUCCACUAACACAUCCUGGCUUAUCCUGGAGAUGGACCAAACCAAUGUUGUAAAAUAUGGGAAAGAAUUUCUCACCCCACAGAAAAAACAAAAAUUUCAUAUUGAGAAAGUUUCCCAAGACUUGUUUCAGCUACACAUUCUGAGUGUGGAAGACAGCGAUCAGGGCAGAUAUUACUGUGCUGUGGAGGAAUGGCUCUUGUCUACAGAUGGUACCUGGAAGAAGCUUGGAGGACAGAAGUCAGGACUAACAGAACUGAAGCUCAGGCCCACAGGAAGUAAGAUUCAAAUCUCCAAAGCACACCGGACAGAAAAUGCUACCGAGCACAGGGAGGUGGCCCUCAGCUGCAGCCUGGAGAGCUUGGGCAGUGUGUCCUCCCUGUACUCUGUGACGUGGUUCAGGAGCAGAGGAGAUGCCGGGAGACAAACGCUGGUGCACCUGCAGCAUGAUGGCUUGCUGGAGUAUGGCGGAGAGGGCGGCGGGAGUCACCUGCACUGUGCCCGCGCAUCCCCUACAGAUUUUGUUCUGAAGCUUCAUCGGGUGGAGAUGGAGGAUGCCGGCAUGUACUGGUGCAGGGUGACUGAAUGGCAGCUGUACGGUCACCCAGGCAAGUGGGUCAGUCAAGCAUCAGAUGAGUCGCAGCGAAUAGUGCUCAGGGUGUUGCCUUCAGAGCCCACAUUUCCUUCCAGGAUCUGUUCCUCGGCACCUUUACUCUACUUCCUUGUCAUCUGUCCCUUGGUCAUGUUUAUUCUUCUGCUCAUUUCCUUCCUCUGCUUAUACUGGAAGGCCAGGAAGUUGUCUCGACUGAGUCUCAGAGCACAGAAAGACCAGUCUCUCUGGGUGGGCCUGAAAGGAGCUGAAGGCUGGACCACAAACAGGAGGAAACAUCAAGAGGAAGAUGAAGGCAACUGAAUACCGAGAGGCGCCUGCAACUGGUGCAAGGAGCACAGUGGGACUUUUGAAGUGAACUUACCUGCGUGUGAACAAAUCCUGGUCCUGUCCUUCCCUGUCUGUGGCCUUGGGCAAGUUGCCCGGGAAUCAGAGCGAACAUUUAGUGAGCUCUUUCCAAGGUGCCAGGUCAUUUACCCCUUGCAACUUUCAGGAGCAGAUAGCAUCAUUACUCUGGCUUACACUGACCAUGCCCCCUUGAGGUACCCUCCUGGUGUGUACAUAGGGAAGUGCCUCCCUCACACAGCUUGGAGGGUCAGAUGAGCCCCGCGAUGGUGGAGUCCUGGGUGGGCCCGCCCUUCCUCUCCUGCUCCCUUGCCAUUUCCCUCACCCUCUCCCUCUUCUUGGGUCCUUUCUUCAUCACUAAUUUCCCUGGAAACACUGGUGGCCCAGUUACAUUGGCUCAAGGUAAACUCUUUCAAGAGGUGCAGGAAAGAGCCCCAUGUCAGCAAGGCAGAAAGAAUUGGGAACAUUCACUCAUUUGCCUAAAAACUGCCUCCUAACCAGAAUGUAACACCUUUCUGGACCAGAAAUCCAAUUUUUCCCCCAUCCCAUCUACAAAUGCCUACUGGAGAGCUUAAGAGUAGGUGAAUCAAUAUUGGUUCUAUAAAACAUUUUGUAGCUUGAGGAUUUGGGGGGGAAGAAGGAGGGUGUUUGCUUUUAUGCUAUAAGAUUUACUAAGUCAUUGCUGAGAUAAAGCUUUUUCUGUUUCGUGCAACAUAGUGCUGCAGACAGGCCCCCAGGGCCAUCUCCUCUUCUUCCUCUACCAACAGAGCCAUCCAUUGGCUCCUGGGCUUAUUUUCCAUGGCCUGACAAUGCGGGGCAGUAGGAAAGCCUCGUGGUAGUGUGUGCAGGAGGAGGGAUCAGCAGUGCCACCCUGUCCUUCUAUGUCCUCAAGACAAGCAGCAGGUCAAGUCUGAUUCCUCAGAAUCCUCUAAUCUUCACCUGGAAAAUUCCAAACGUGGGGCAUUUGAGGCUUUCAAAGGCUAUCCCCACCAAGCCUGGGCUCCCCUCAUCUUUGUUUCAAAAGCUGCUCAGGCCCUGUUUUAUCCAGAAUUGGAAAUCAAUCAAUGCCACCUAACAGACUUGAGAAAACAUGUCUAUUUAUUGUCAAUGUGACCAAUGGGGUUGCUUUAUCGCUCAGCAAUUUGCAUUUCCAAGGAGAGCAAUUUAUUUUUAAUUAUUUUAUCAGGCACACGGUCCUCUCCAAAUUUAAUUAGUUCCUUUGCUCCUUUGCAAGCAGAUUACGUGUGGCUAUGAGAACCCUCACCCUAGACCUGCAGGUUCCUUAAAUUCAUCUCCUGUUAUAGCCUCAUUUAAAAUACUCCAAAUGUUUUCUUAAACAUGUUAACACUUUUGCUUCUUCUCUGCCAAGUGAGGGAGCAUAUUUUACUGAAAACAAAACAGAAAUUAAGACUUCUCAGAAAGUCCAAUGACCCUUUCCAUGCCUUUUUUUUUUUUUUUUUUAAAGAAACCUGUAUUUUAAUUGAAAUUUUGAAAGGAGAGAAAGUACAAUUGAGCCUCAGCCAGAGAAUCAUAGAAUAGACAGUGGGGCUGCCCAUCCAUCUGGAGCUCUCUUCCUCUGCCCCACCUCUCUCUUCACCUGCAGACAGCUUUCUUAUCUCAAAAACCACUCCUUCACAUUUGAACCCAGCAGAGGGCUUGCAUAGAAAGACACUUAGCUAUCAAACUGAGCACUAAGCAAGGGAAGUAUUUCCCAGCAAGCACUUCCAGCCUGCUAGCCACUGUGACAGGCACAUGGGGCCCGAGUGGUGACUCAAACAUGGCCAUGUUCCCCUGGGAGUAAGGCUUCAUUUUGGCAGAUGCUCCCUGUCAUAAGUAGGACCUAAAGCACAUGAGAUUUUCUUAGACGCUACUUCACACUAUUGUCCCAUAUUGAGUUGUCAGGCAACUAAAAUCCCAAAGUUAUCUUCUUCCCCCUUUUUUUUUAUUUUUUAACUUUUGAACUUCUAGAAUAAAAUUUGCCUUGAUCCAGUUCAACAAAUAUUUUACAUGAAACUUCUUUCCAGUUAUGUCCUUAUUCAUUUAGUGUUUGAAGCUUAAUUGAAAGCUUUACUUUGACUCAUUGAUUCCAACUGUUCCAUUUUGAUGGUUAAUAUUCUGUCCAUUUUACCCGUGUAUUAUGUUCCUGGGAAGCUUGAUUUGACCUGUCAUAUCUGAAUCUGUUAUCUACCUGACUCACUUAAUAAAUAAUCUUAGGCUCUGA
Messenger RNA from Sciurus carolinensis (gray squirrel), 5366 nucleotides. It is a transcript of the gene Cd101, whose product is annotated as CD101 molecule. Bases 47 to 3103 code for a protein of 1018 amino acids. The record is from RefSeq and is a predicted model, not a curated record. The transcript has 9 exons. NCBI's taxonomy places the organism in Eukaryota, Metazoa, Chordata, Mammalia, Rodentia, Sciuridae.